CCGCCUCACGCGCGAUACAAACGAAGCAGCCACCGGAACACGAGAAGAACCAGCGACCCCGCGAGGAACACGCUCGGACCCAAAUGGCUCUUUUCCCCGCGUCUCUGAGUUGGACCGCCGCGUGCCUCCUCCUUUUGGUUUUGAUAUUGUGUCUUGGUUACUGCCUGUAUGUGCAGCACAUCCACAUGAAGUAUGACCACAUACCUGGGCCACCGAGGGACAGUUUUCUCUUCGGACAUUCAGCAACCUACGCGAGGGCGAUGCGGGAUGGCGACAUCAUACACGACAGGUUCCUGGAAUGGUAACUCAAAGCAAAAGCGAUGGAUGCAUAUUGGACAGGUAUAAGUGAUAUAACGUCAUUAUGAGGCCCCUCGGUGGCACCUGAAUGUUUCCUGCGAACGGCCCUUGUAUUGACAAUUGUAUCAGGGCUGAGAAGUACGGGCCCGUCUGCAGGCAAAACUUCCUGCAUUAUGUCGUCAUCCUCGUGAGCUGCCCAGAGGGAACAAAGGAGAUCCUGAUGUCCCAAAAGUAUCCCAAGGACCGAUUUUUCUACCGAAAAAUCUUCAACCUGUUUGGUCAAAGGUUCCUAGGUAACGGCCUGGUUACAGCACAGGACCAUGAGCAGUGGUACAAACAGCGCCGGAUCAUGGACCCCGCAUUUAGUAGUUUGUAUUUGCGAGGGCUGAUCGGCACCUUCAAUGAGAGAGUAGAGAGACUGAUGUCUAAACUGUCGGACGUCGCGGAUAACCAGACGGAGGCCGGCAUGCUCCAGCUCGUCAACUUUCUCACCCUCGAUGUCAUUGCUAAGGUCGCUUUCGGGGUGGAUCUGGACCUGCUUAAGGAUCGGUCACGUUUCCCCAAAGCUGUCCAGACAUGUCUGAAAGGGAUGGUCUUCUCCGUCCGAGACAACUUCUUCGCCUACAACCCAAAGAACAGAUCGUUCAUCGAAGAUGUGAGGGAAGCUUGCCGACUGCUGCGCACAACUGGAGCUCAGUGGAUCAAGGACAGAAAGACGGCCAUGGAGAGCGGAGACGACGUCCCCAACGACAUCCUCACCCAGAUCAUCAAAUCCGCUGUCAAAGAGGAAAUCAUGACUGAAGAAGACGAAGAGUUAAUGUUGGACAAUUUCAUGACGUUUUUCAUUGCGGGCCACGAAACAACAGCUAAUCUACUGGCUUUUUGCAUCAUGGAACUGACAAGACUGCCUGAUGUUCUGGAGAAAGUGAAGAAAGAGGUGGAUGAUGUCAUCGGGAUGAAACAGGACAUCACUUGUGACGAUCUGGGAAAACUGGUCUACCUCUCACAGGUCCUUAAAGAGACUCUGAGGAUUUACCCAACGGCUCCAGGCACCUCUCGGGAUGUACUGCAGGACAUUGUGAUUGACGGGAUCCACAUACCCGGUGGAGUCACAUGUUUUUUCAGUUCCUAUGUGACUGGGAGAAUGGAUAAAUUCUUCAAGGACCCGCUGACCUUUGACCCGGACAGAUUUCACCCAGAUGCUCCCAAGCCUUAUUUCUGCUACUACCCCUUUGCCCUCGGCCCACGGGCGUGCCUUGGCAAGAACUUUGCUCAGAUGGAGGCUAAAGUGUUUAUGGCCAAGCUGGUCCAGAGGUUUGACUUCAGUCUUUUGCCUGGACAGACCUUUGACCUUGAGGACUGCGGCACGCUCAGGCCAAAGAGUGGAGUUGUGUGUUCAGUCAGACACAGGGAUCACAACAAAUAGGUGGUCAAAUACCCUUCAUUUUUAUUAAAAGCACGUUCCAUAAGGGUUCAUGUGGUGAAAUUGGGGAUCUUCAGUUGCUUGGAAUAGCCUUCGACUAGGCUACAUUUUCUGCUGCCUUAUGCUGUACAGUUGUGGAUAGGAUCAGGUGCACUUGUUUUAGUAACGUAAAACAAUAGAGUAUAAAGUGUUCAAACGUAUAUCCACAAAUCAGUGGUGAAGAUGAUGAUUAUGCCUAAUAAUGAGGAGGGAAUGGGAAAUUUACAAUAACAACUUCUUGAGAAUCAGAAGCACAUUAAUUGAACUAAGACAUUAUACCUAUAUAUGUGUAAACACUUUUUACAACGCCUUUACCACGAAUAUUUCUUCAUUUCACAUUAGAUUAUGAGAAAUGUGUAAUCUGCUAUUAUUUACACUUAAAUAAACUAAAUAUAAUCAAUUCAA
Messenger RNA from Gasterosteus aculeatus aculeatus (three-spined stickleback), 2164 nucleotides. Its product is annotated as cholesterol 24-hydroxylase. Gene Ontology annotation, biological process: cholesterol catabolic process. Gene Ontology annotation, molecular function: cholesterol 24-hydroxylase activity; heme binding; iron ion binding. The record is from RefSeq and is a predicted model, not a curated record. NCBI's taxonomy places the organism in Eukaryota, Metazoa, Chordata, Actinopteri, Perciformes, Gasterosteidae.